AUGACUGACACUAAUUCCUCAUCUUAUGAAUCAUCGGACACGGAACAAAAUAAGACGACCCAGGCAAGGACCAUUGACACGAGAUGCCGAACUGGCAAAGGCCAGAUAACGGCAAGGAGGGAGGGGCUUCGGAGCGCGAAGUCCCUAGUGAAGAAAAGGGCGGAAGAGAUCGAGGACAGUGACCGAUCCCGAUCGCCGCUCAAGGUCGAUGAUUCGACGCCCUUUGCCACCUCCAAGGAGGAGGACUCGGACGAUGGCGUGAAGACUGCCCACAAGAAGGAAGGGAAGUGGGAGAUCCCCAGGGACGAGGAUGGGAACACCGACGAAGAACGCCUCGUGGAGAAGGCCAUCAAAGGCAGGGGCAGGCCGGAGACAACAGGGGGAUACCGGCUCAAAAAGGAAUUCCUGGCCAGAAAGCAGGUCAUCCUGGAACAGAGGAGGGAAGAAUUCCUGCUGAAGGGCAUGGAAAACCCAUGCGAAGAGUUCCAGGAUUGUACUUCGAAUAGGAAGUACAAGGCCGAAAUCAAAAGACUUACCGAACAUCUUGAGGAGGCCCCCUUCCGGGACGUCACGGCGACGAUCCUCGAAGCGUCGACAAAAGUUCUAGGAUUCUCGCAGAAAUCUAAGAGUUUAAAGGGUACCCAUGUUAAGGUACUCAGAGACGCCGCAGCUGCCAUAACUGCAGGAGCCAACAUAAUGGCAAUGCAAAUGGCGCAAGAUAGAUGCGGGAAUAACUUGGACCUCAUAGAAGAACUGAGGACAGAGAAUGCCAACUUAAAGACGUCGCUGACAGAGGUGAGGAAGGAGCUGGAGGAGGUAAAACAGAUGCUCCGAGGUAUAAGGGAGGCACCGCCGCAUACAGCAGUGGUAUCCUCCCCGCCCUCAAAACACCCGGGAAGUGUGGGUCAGGGUACGGAGAAGGCACCGCAACAAAGGACGGGUGCUCCCUCGUCCCUGAUGCGUAUGAAGAAGGAAGAAAGGGCGAUCACCCCACCUAUGGUGGACAUGGUGGAGGAGGAGGAGGAGAUUCCGAUUGGGAUUAUAGAAAUCCCAAAAGGAUUAAUCCCAAAGGACGGGAAACGCCCGGUAAAGGAAGCCAGGGUCGCAAGAAAAGAAGUAGGUCCCAAGAUUAGGGAAAAUGUCCCCCUAAAUACUAGAGUCAGGGUGGAAAGGAGGGAGGAAACAAUGAAAGAAGGAAAGAAGGGACUGGGAGAGGAAGUUUCGAGAAUAGUGUUCCAGGCCAUGAAUGAAUGGAAGUCACAGGAAACUUCCAAACAAGGAGCAUGGAAAAAACAAGGGAAUAAAGGGAAAGGAGAGGUAAAAGAAAUGGAAGAACAAGGAAGGACACAAUACCGGGAAAACACAUACAGGAAAGAGUUCCCUCAACUUCCACCCACAAGGCAGCAAAAAAAGGAGCAAGCACAACAGGGCAAGGAGGAGACACCUAUACCACAAGAAGUGUGGACGAAAGUGGUGGGUAGAAGAGAAAAGAAGAGGGAGAAGGAAGAACAGAGGAGGAAAGAAACAGUAAUAAAAAAGGUGGUAAUUCCCGAAAAGAAGGGGGGAAAAAAGAAUAAGAGAAGAGUCCCUAACACGGCGGCAGUGACAAUCACCGCCGAGAAAGGACAGUACAAGGACCUACUAGCGGAAGCAAAAAGGAGGAUAGACCUAGAGGGAAUAGGUAUCGAAAAGAUAAAGACUAGAGUAGGGGCCACAGGAGCACUGGUGUUUGAGAUACCCGGUGAGGAAAGGAACAAACAAGCGGACCUAUUGGCGGAUAAACUCAAGGAGGUCCUGACGGAUAGGGCAAGAGUGAGUAGACCGCAGAAAAUGGGGGAACUAAGGCUAAAAGGGCUGGAGAUAUCCACCUCUGAGAAGGAAGUAGUGGAGGCAGUAGCAAAGAACAAUAUGGGUACAGUGCCCCCUAGCGGCGGCCAAGAGGGUGGCAGAGGCGGGGAAUAUCAAAAUUGGGUGGACCCUAACCAAAGCGGAGCUGCUACAGGCAAGAGCACUACAAUGCUACAAAUGCCUAGAGAAAGGGCAUGUACAAGUAAACUGCAAAAGUAG
Harpegnathos saltator (Jerdon's jumping ant) is the source of this 2067-nucleotide messenger RNA. RefSeq lists its product as uncharacterized. The transcript has 2 exons. The coding region runs from base 1 to 2067 and encodes 688 amino acids. The record is from RefSeq and is a predicted model, not a curated record. Lineage: Eukaryota; Metazoa; Arthropoda; Insecta; Hymenoptera; Formicidae.